This is a messenger RNA of Mytilinidion resinicola, 1890 nucleotides long. Its product is annotated as MFS general substrate transporter. The coding region runs from base 1 to 1626 and encodes 541 amino acids. The transcript is spliced from 4 exons. Gene Ontology annotation, molecular function: amine transmembrane transporter activity. The record is from RefSeq and is a predicted model, not a curated record. NCBI's taxonomy places the organism in Eukaryota, Fungi, Ascomycota, Dothideomycetes, Mytilinidiales, Mytilinidiaceae. Gene Ontology annotation, biological process: transmembrane transport; amine transport.
AUGGCGUCAUCCGUGCCUCGGCCUGCCCUGCCAGCCGCGAACGCUGCUUCAUCUUCGGACGCAGCAUCGUCUGCUGUCCCUCCUGCGCCAGCCCCGAAUCCAAUGGCCUCAUCUCCCGCUCCAGCUACAAGCCCAUUCACUGGCGUGGCUGUUCCAUUUGGGCCGGCUGCCUUGCCAGCCGUGAACAAUGCAUCGGCCUCAAACGCAGCAUCAGCGACUGUUCCUGUGGCACCAGACCCGAAUCCUAUGGCGACACCAACUGCAGCAGCAGCUCCAGUACUUCCAGUAUCAUCGCCACCCGUUGUUGCUGUAUCUUACACCGCUCUCAGCCUUGUCCGUAGGCAAUUGAUAUGCACAAUCGUUGUCUUUGCGACCAUAGCCAGCGCCCUUCCGUCGGACAUGCUGCUUCCAAUCCUACCGGUGCUUGAACAAAGUCUCUUCGUAUCUGGGGAACGGAUCAACGGGAUCGUUGCCGCCGGACUGGCCGUUGCGGUAGCUACUCCGCUCAUUCGGAACGAUUCGGACUACUUUGGCCGUCAGUGGCGCUACUUGUUCUGGCUGGUCCUUCACAUCUGCACGAGUACGAGUCUCUCUAUACUACCCAACCUACCGGACCUGACCUACGCCUAUCACGCCUUUUUCGUCGGAAGAGUCGUUCAAGUGCUCUCAGCGUCCGCCAUCCAAACAAUCGGCGGGGGCAUCAUAGCAGACAUCUCCCCUCAAGACGAGCUAACUCUAGGCACGCUCGCGGUCGUAAUCAGGGCCAUUGUCGGACCACUUCUGGGCGGCUUCGUGACAAAAUACGGGCAAGGCGAGAGCGGCAUCUUCGUCACUUCAUGCACGACUGUCAUCGUCCUCUACAUAGCCGCCUUCCUCUGCGUCCCCGAAACCCUCCGCCCCAUCGUCGGCGACGGCACCCUCUACGCCCCCAAACUCCUCCUCCCCGUGCCCCUUUUCCACCACACCGUCGCCGACCCGCACCUCUACCCGCCACACGACCCCCACCAGCCCCUGCGCGACCUCCGCGCCGGCCUCUCGCGCCGCAAGCUCGCCGCCAUCGCCGCCAACGCCCUCCUCUUCGCCACCUACUACGCCAUCAACGUCACCCUGUGCCGCACACUUACAGCCCGCUACCGCUUCAACAGCUUCCAGAUCGGCGCCGCCUACACCGCUAAGGGCGUCGCCAUGCUGGCUGGCUGGUACUGCUCCUCGCUCGCUGCGGCGUGGGACCGCGGGCGCGCAAUGCGGCAGAACCCGGGCCGGCCCCCGGCCCCGGAGUACCGGCUGUGGACGCAGGCGCUGGGCGCGGUUGUGUUUUGCUUCGGCGCGCUGGGGUAUGCCGGGUUUGUGUGGAUGCGGUGGCAUGUCGCGGGGGUGGUUGUGUUUGUGGCUGUUGCGGCGUUUGGCGUCAUCUGGUCGAAUUAUCAAACGAAGAAGUAUCUGGGCAGUUUCGCGCCGUUUGGGCGGGCGUUGGGUUCGCUAUCCGACCUUGUCGGGACGGUCGUGGCGGCCGUGAUGGUUGCUGUGGCCCAGCCUUUGAUUGACAGGGUUAACUUUUUGUGGUUCUUUAUGGGGCUUGUUGUGUUGCAGCUCGUGUGCCUGGGAGUAGUGAGAGUGACGACAUAGGGCGGGCUACUGGGGCGUUAAGGGGAAGACUGGGAGGUAAAAAGUGCGUUUUUGGCGGUAUAUGGGGGUAAAAAGGCUAUUGAUUGGAAAAGCUUUGGGAGCUUGUUGGGUGGAAUUUUGGGCUCUUUUCGUGGCAUUUCCGGGGUUUAGAGGCCCUAUUGGGGUGUAUCUUUGUACAUUAUUCACGACCGUCAGGAUUAUAGCUCUGGUUUACAAAGGCACAAAUCAUUUUGAUCAGCGUCUGAUUCCUGCCCUGUUCACCUU